AUACUUUCUUCUAUUUGACUGUUUGUGUGAAAGAUUCUGUAUAACGUGUAUUCAAUUUGAAUAUUGAAAUUGAAGGAAUAUUUUUAAAAGAUAUGACUUUGUUUGGAACUGAAAUUGUAAUUAAAUGUGGUAAAUAUGUUUAACAGUGUAAUAUUACCUGUUUGAUUGUAACUCGUAAAUAAAAUAAUAAAUGUAACUUAUAAAGUCAUGUAUCAAUUUCUUACAUUAUGUUAAUUAAUUAUAUUAAUAUUGAUUAGUAUACAGCUGAUAGAAAAAACUGAAUAGUUAUAAAAUAAGUAGAAUGAUAGAAAAUAAACGGGAUGAAACGAGAGGAGACGAAACAAGUAUGGAACGAAAUGAGACGGGACGAAACGAGAGCUAAUUAAAAUAUACAGGACAAAACGAGAGGAUACCAUGGAUCGUACGUAUAUCAGAACAGGUAGUCACAUCUACAUAUACCUAAAAAAAGACUAAAACGAUUUCUAUGUCAUUACUGAGACAUUUUACUCUGACUUCUAUUCUCAACAUAAUUGUUUAUUAAAAUAUAUGAAAGUGGAGAAGAUAUGUUUAAAAAAUGAAACCCAUUAGAAAUGUCUUUAUAAGUAGAAUAUUAUAUGACAUUUUAUUUUUAUUUUAGUUAUUUUUAUCUAUCCAUUCACAAUGUGUCAUAUUUCCAAUUACUUAGUAUUAUUAUCCCUUUGUUUCGCUGUUUUAUUAUCUACGACAGUCAAUGGUCAAUGGUAUAUUAAAAAAGACUAUUCACUCGAUCGACCACCUUAUCCAAAUCCAGGCAAACGAAGUACUAUUUUAAAUUUAGAAGAUACUAUUAAUAACAGAAACUUCGUUGAUUGUACAAUAUCCUAUGAUGACCUCAUAACCGAUGAAGAGAAAUCUAUAUGGACAGUUUUAUGUAGUGAUACAAGACAAGAUGAUGAUAGACGGACUAACAUCAUCGAUGAUAAUGAUGAUGAUGAUGAUGAUGAUGAUGAUGAUGAUGAUGGUGAUGAUGAUGAAUUAUUAUCAUUUGAUUUACAACAUUUAAUACCACCACAUGAUAAAAAUAUACGUUCAAUUGUGAAUUGGAAAACAGAACCAAAAUAUUAUAAUAAACGAAUCAUUCAAUUAUUGAGAGGAUAUUAA
Molecule: messenger RNA, 1140 nt
Organism: Didymodactylos carnosus
Lineage: Eukaryota; Metazoa; Rotifera; Eurotatoria; Philodinida; Philodinidae
Source: the annotation of a GenBank genome assembly